This is a messenger RNA of Rana temporaria (common frog), 1185 nucleotides long. RefSeq names its product serine/threonine-protein kinase SBK1-like. NCBI's taxonomy places the organism in Eukaryota, Metazoa, Chordata, Amphibia, Anura, Ranidae. Gene Ontology annotation, biological process: peptidyl-threonine phosphorylation; peptidyl-serine phosphorylation. The coding region runs from base 20 to 1099 and encodes 359 amino acids. The transcript has 3 exons. Gene Ontology annotation, molecular function: ATP binding; protein serine/threonine kinase activity. The record is from RefSeq and is a predicted model, not a curated record.
GGAACGUCUUCUGGACAGAAUGGUCUCCUUCUCCUCACAAGGACUACAGAAGGUAGACAUACAGGAGCACUUCCUCAUUGUGAAGGAACUUGGAGAAGGCGGUUUUGGAAAAAUAUUCUUGGCACACAACAGGAACACAGGUCAAAGAAUGGCAUUGAAGGUCAUUGAUAAAAACAGAAGCAGUCAGCGGUCUUUCCUCCGGGAGUUCAGUAUUUCCUUUUUGCUUUCAGUUCAUCCCAGCAUCAUUGAAUGCUGUGGCUCCGCCUUCACCACCACCGACCACUUUGUAUUUGCCCAAGAACUGGCACCUCUUGGCGAUCUACUCUCCAUGAUUAUACCAAAUGUUGGAAUUCCAGAACAUGCAGUAAAAAGAUGUGCUGUGCAGAUCUCAAGUGCUCUUGAAUUCAUGGCAGCAAAAGGACUGGUACACAUGGAUGUGAAGCCAGAUAAUGUUUUAGUUUUUGACCAGGACUGCCACUCCAUCAAGCUCACAGACUUUGGCCUUGCUAAGGUCAAAGGGACAGUGAUUAGGGGCAUGUGUGGCACCACGUCCUUUAUGGCUCAAGAAAUGUGCAAAGUUGAAAUUUCAGAUGGCCUGGUUGCGGAUGGAAGCCUUGACGUUUGGUCGUUCGGAGUGGUCAUCUAUUGCCUACUUACAGGGGAGCUUCCAUGGGAGGAUGCCAUUCCCGAAGACGUCAAAUAUAAACGUUUUGUUGAAUGGCAAAGCAAUUUCCAAAUGCACAAAUUUCCUGAAACAUUGACCAAGGUUGGCUCUGGGAUUUGGUGGAUGUUGGGUGAUCUUUGGGCCAUUGACUGUACUAAAAGAUGUCAACCUUCGGAAGUGCUUAAGUACCUGAGUGAAAGUUGGAAAGCAGAAACCAUAAGACAAGGUGAUGAGGAUCCCAUAGAAAAAAGUUAUUAUGUGCAAUCUCAUGAACCCCUGUGUGAGGCUUCCCAUCUGAACACCUCACAAGACAGUGAUACAACUUUCAGGUCCACGUCUGGUCACUUGGUUAUAGACACUUCUGUAUCUGAAUUUGACAUUACUCCUGAGCCACAGAAGUACAACAUGGCAGAGGCUCUAAUCGUGUUCGAUUGAUGAGUUCUCUUUACAUGUUGGUGUAGAAGUAAAUAUUGGUUAAACGAGAAUUGGAAGGUGAUGGAGCACCUAAAAGAACAUCACAU